Messenger RNA from Lactuca saligna, 303 nucleotides. The record is from the annotation of a GenBank genome assembly. NCBI's taxonomy places the organism in Eukaryota, Viridiplantae, Streptophyta, Magnoliopsida, Asterales, Asteraceae.
AUGAGGCUAUUAACCCACAACAUUCUCAGAUCGCAGAUCAAGGGAGUAACAAACAACUACCCACUGAAAAUCAUUGUAAGAAAAGUCAGCGUAAAGGAAGAGACAUUCGAUCCCGAUUAUCUCAAGAUAGCGUUCUUCACUAACAAUUGGGAUGCCCUAGUGUAUGUGUCAAACACCUUGGGAUACACCGAGCUCCCUGAUACGUCGGUAAUCAAUGUUGAUGAGUUUUUGAAGAAAUUUCACCAUGCACUCCUUGAACUUCAACUCGAGGAAGGUGCUCUGAUUUUCCCAGAGACUUAUUAA